Messenger RNA from Mycena citricolor, 1029 nucleotides. The record is from the annotation of a GenBank genome assembly. Lineage: Eukaryota; Fungi; Basidiomycota; Agaricomycetes; Agaricales; Mycenaceae.
AAAAGACCAGACCACAAUGCUAUCACUCCCGUGUCGUCGCACUUUAUAUACACCCAACGCACCCCAGAAUCCAUCAUGAUCGGAGAUCGUUGAUUCCUCAUUGGCAAACAUCGGCCGACUUGGCUGAUGGUUUCUCUACUUCCCAGGCAACCCCAAAUCUAGAAAGAAAAUCUGUUAGCAACCACUUCGCCGGUGAGAAGUCCGUUCCGCAGCCUUCUGCAGUCCCCGAAUAAUUCAUCUUAUUGUGCGCCGCGGGAAGUCUGAAGGCACAGUGCGCGAGUCGAGGUGCGUGACCUCGAGCAAACCCAGAGCAGUGGAUUCUCGCCUGACGACGCGUUGCCAAGUCUCACCACCAAGAGUUGUAGCAAGCCGAAGCUGUCACCGCCUGUGCCCGUGCUUCGACCCAAACAGGGUUCUUAGGGCCUGGCAACAACUCCCCCUGCAACGCUCCAAGGACUCCACGGAUGACGAAUUCACCCAGCUGGGGCGCUGAUUCCCGCGUUGGAGAGUGGAGCACGAUGUCUUCUUCGAUCCACCGUGAACAUUGGCAUCGGUGCAACACGCGAAAACUCGCACUCCAAAAAUCAAACGCGGGGAAGCAGAUCAUACCGAUGGACACCCUCGCUGAAGUAAUCUGCUUGGCCUAGGCCCUAGAUCGGAAAUCAGGCAUUUGACCACCAUCUUUGCCGAGUAUUCAGUAUGUGUGAAGUAGUAAGUCAGACAAUUAUCAAUGAUUUUGGGUGUUCUUGUUAUCCUCCCUGUAUCCAUUGAAAUUUCCAAGCAUUCCCUUGCAGCAAAGCGCUAAUUUGGCGUGGACGAAGACACCACUGUGUGGACGAAGAGUGAUCGGACAUCACAGACUUCGCCGUUGAUCGGGAAUGUUCAUCCGGCGAAGUGACACUGACAGGUCGGCGACUGCCGGUAGAAUCAGUCGAUACCAAUGCCAUGGUUUGAGUCGCAACAACCGAAACCACGCGGUCUUCUAAAUGGCCUUCGAGAAGAAUCACAUCACGGAACCGUCUAUUAAUG